Molecule: messenger RNA, 1929 nt
Organism: Monascus purpureus
Lineage: Eukaryota; Fungi; Ascomycota; Eurotiomycetes; Eurotiales; Aspergillaceae
Source: the annotation of a GenBank genome assembly
AUGAGCGCCUCAGUCUACAUUGGCCAGCGAAGAUCAUUUGACGGCGCAUCAUGCACAGUCCGUUAUGUGGGAAAGGUCCAGGGUACAACAGGUGAAUGGCUAGGGGUGGAAUGGGACGAUCCAGCACGAGGGAAACACUCUGGUGAACAUGGGGGAGUGAGAUAUUUUACAUGCAGAAGCAAGCGACCCACGGCAGGGUCAUUUAUCCGUCCAAAUCGCCCGGCGGAUAAGCCUCGAGCAUUUCUCGAGGCCUUGCACGAGAAAUAUGCGUCUGAGUUCGAAAGGGAGCUUACUAUUUCAGGUCGAGGAGCUGGUUCUCUGCACGACUCUAUCGAGAUCAGUGGGAAGCUUGUCGAAGAGGUCGGCUUUGACAAGAUUAGGAAGAGGCUUGCUGAGCUUCAAGAAUUAAAAAUCGUGUUACUUGACUGUCUACGCGUUGCUGGUGUUCUUGCAGACGAUGGGAGCCCGGAAGAAAAGGAGCAGGCUCGGAAGCAGAUCGAGCUGACCUGCCCGAAAAUCAAGGAGCUCGAUCUGAGUCGGAAUCUGUUGAGUCGCUGGAGUGAUGUUGCCGAUAUAUGUGGACAUCUCAAGCAGUUGAAGUCCUUGAGAUUGAACGGAAACCGGUUCGGGCCUGUCGAAGAAGGCUUGAGGUUUGAAGGAGUCACAGAGCUUCAGUUGGAUCAGACGCUCCUGUACUGGGAUGAGAUAUCGGCUCUGACGUAUCAAUUCCCAUCUCUGACAUCUCUGUCAGCGUCUAUAAACCAGAUCUCAACGAUAUCGACGCCACUCUCAAACAACAUCACGAAACUAAUCCUAGAGCAUAAUGAGAUCACUUCAUUAUCAUCCGUUAGACGUCUUGCAAAUCUCCCCCAGCUGGAGCAUCUUUCACUAAGAGGAAACUACAUCAGCACCAUCUAUGACACGAAUGCAAAUGAUACCCCUAUUCGAUUUUCAAGCUCACUCACGUCUGUCGAUUUAUCCCUCAACCAGAUCAACUCUUGGCUGUUUAUCAAUGAGCUCCACGCGGUCUUCCCCAGCCUGCAGACAUUGCGAAUAUCCGGAAAUCCUCUCUACGACCAGCCAGUGGCGCCGUCUAGAAUCACGAAUUUGCCAGAAAAACCGAUGACUGUGGAUGAGGCUUUUAUGCUAACUCUAUCCCGACUCUCUUCCCUCCAGGUUCUGAACUAUAGCAAAAUCUCUAAUCAUGACCGGAAUAACGGAGAACUUUAUUAUCUAUCACUCAUAGGCAAGGAAUUGUCUGCGUUUCCACUUGCUUCUGAAUCGGGCAUUCUCGCAACGCAUCCCCGGUAUAGGGAGCUUUGCGAGAAAUAUGGCGAGCCAACAAUCACUAGGGCCAUGGAGCCUGGGUUGGGAAAUACCGUGAAUCUGCGAUCCGUAGCGGCUCGCUUAAUCAGGAUGGAAUUCUACUUAUCUUCAUUGCUGAGUGCAACCAUUGCCCCAAAUACAGAAGAACAGAGCAAAGAAAAGAAAGAGGAGAAAACCACUACAAAGGUGAAGGAGAUCCCACGAUCCUUUGACAUCUACCAGGUCAAGGCGAUCGUUUCACGCCUAUUUGGGCUUUCGCCCUUCACAUUCAAGCUGGUCUGGGAGACAGACGAGUUGGACCCUGUGAAUAAGACGAAUAUCCAGGAGGAUGGAUGGGAUAGCAGCGAAGACGAAGAAGACAGGAAGGGUAAUCGGCUUGAACACUACAUCGAAACCGUGACGGAGAAGAAGAACCAGAAUUUUGUCAAACGAGAGGUCGAACUGGUGGAUUCGACUAGGGAGAUUGGCUACUUGUUCCCUGGUGAUCUGAAGGAGGUUAGGAUCAGAAUUGAGAUUCCAGGGUGAACAUGCCGUGUACAUAUACUGGAGACUCUUCAUAUAUACCUUGCAUGACCAGAAAGAAUAAGCAAGUGUCAUUCCAGA